Oncorhynchus kisutch (coho salmon) is the source of this 13023-nucleotide messenger RNA. Its product is annotated as pericentrin. Lineage: Eukaryota; Metazoa; Chordata; Actinopteri; Salmoniformes; Salmonidae. The record is from RefSeq and is a predicted model, not a curated record. Gene Ontology annotation, molecular function: molecular adaptor activity. The transcript is spliced from 57 exons. Bases 138 to 12554 code for a protein of 4138 amino acids. Gene Ontology annotation, biological process: signal transduction.
CCAUAUUGAAUUUCAUAUUGACAGUUGUUCCAAAGAUUUUGCUUCCGAGGCACAAGAAAGUGAAAGGUAUUGGUGGAAUAAUCUGCGAUUUCAGGACAUUUGUCCUUAACCUUUAAUGGUUGUGUUUCAACCAAGACAUGGACGAAGAUGAACGACAGCGGAAACUAGAUGCUGGAAGAGCAAAGCUUGCUAGCUUCCGACAGAAAAGGGCGAAAGGCGACGGUCAAGUCGCGCAGAAAAAGACGCAGAAGAGGAAGGGCCCGUCUCCAACGCAGAAUGACGGCCCAGCGCAAGGUCGCCCCCUAGGGAUGGACCUCCAGACAGACGCCAACGCCACACAGCAGGACUGCAUGUGUAACAAUGAGGAACCACAAUGUUUUGGGGAGAUGGAUCAGAGCCAUCUUCCAGAGGUCCAGUGGAGCCAGGGGCACUUGGAGCAACACCAUCCCCAGGAGGGAAGCAGUGUCCCGGGGAGGCAGGCGGUCAGUGGGCAUCCUGAGGAGAUAGCGGUUGUGGGAGAGGAGGUCCUAGUGGUUCGCACUGGAAAAGAUCAGCUCAAGCAGUUACAGGCCGCAGUAGAGAAGCGUAAUGAGAUCAUCAGCAGACUGAGCUGUAACCUGCAGGAGGCGCUGGAGAGCAGAGACAAGGAACAGCAGGAGGCCUUCUCCCUCACUGGACAGAUACAGGCCCUGAAGAUGCAGCUACAGCAGACCUCUCAGUUCUUUCCCUCCAGGACCCAGUGGGGCUCAGAGCUCUCCCUAGCCCAGCGGCAGGCCUCCCGGCCUGGCCACAGCUCCCACGACCUUCCCUCACUCCCCAACCACCUGGAGUUCUCAGUAACAGAACCAGGGAACCAAAUACGCACACUCCGAAUGGAACAUGAACAGACUGGAGCUGGGUGUGAGAGCCCAGAACAAUAUAUUGAUCCUGAGAUGGAUGUACUGAUACACACAUUGAGGAGAGAGCUGCUAGAGGAGAGGGAGAAAAACCAGCUCAUGCUUUCCCAACUAGAAGAGGAGAGGACAGGGAGGGAGGAGGAGAGGAGAGAGAUCCACCAGUACAAGGAGGAGAAGGAGGUGUUGAAUAGGGAAUUGCAGGAGCUAAGGAGGAGACUGGAGGAGGAGAGGGAGAGAAGGAACGAGAGGGAGGAUGAGCGAGAGAUCAGGGAAAGACAGGAAGAGGAGAAGAGGAGACUUGGAGAGGAGGUGCAGAGAGUCCGACAGGUGUUGGGGGAGAGAGGGAGAACGAGAGAGGAGUUGGUGUUCAAGGCUUCUAAAGACAAACUGAACCAGGCAAAGGCCAGUGUGGAGGAGGGGGAGAGAGAGGAGUGCCUUCUAGACCUGUCCCUCCCCACUGAUGGCACCCCGCUGUUGGAGCGCUACCUCCCCUCGGCCCUCCCCUCACACACACACUUGUCCUGGGCCAAUGAAACUCUGGAGGAGUGCAGCUUUCUGGAAGGGCACAGCCUGCUGGACAACUCUGGCAACUACAGGUUUGAGCUGGACAGUGACAUCAUCAGCGGUGGUGACCAAUCCCAGCUGUCCUUUUCGCAGGAAGAACAGACUCACUUUUCUGUCCCACAAUCCACUGCACAGUCCCACCACCCUGACCCUGAGAACGAAACCUUGCCCACUUUCGCCUCCCAGUGGCAGAACGACCCCCUCUCUGUGUCACGAGACGCCAGCGAGACCUCUGAGAGGCUCAGAGCCUCAGAGAGUCAGGAGGUCUCAGACCUGGGCAAGGAGCUGCUCAUCCAGCAGUGUGGAGACCUCAGGGAGGAGGUGGCUCUGAGGGAGAGGGAGAAGGAGGUGGUGAUGGAGGAGUUGAGGAGGAGCGCUGAGGAGCUGGAGGAGGCCAGGGCCAGGUGGGCCCAGGUCUCUGAGGAGCUGCAGGAGGCGCACUGGGACCUUGAGGAGGAGCGAGAGAAGAGGAGGAGAGCUGAGGAGGAGGUCAGCCUGAAAACACACGAGGAGGACAAUCUGAAGAACAGACUCUGCACUCUGACUCUGCACCUGGAGGAGAGAGAGAAAGAGAUGGAGAGACUCAACUCCUCUCCUCUCCUAGAGAAGGAGGGAGGUACCCUCCUCCCCAGCCAGGAACGAGUGAUGGAACAGCUAAAAGCGGAGAAAUCUCUCCUCCUCGCUCGUCUAAAACAGCAGGAGGAGCUGCUCACCUCUGUCCGGUUGGAGAAAGCAAGCAACAAGGAGAAAGAUGAGGUGGAGGAGGAGGAGAAGAAGAGUGUCCUCUCCAGGUUGAAGCAGCAGGAGCAGCUGGUCUCCUCUCUGCAGGAGGUGAAACAGGCAGGAGACUCUGUCUCCUCUGAAGUUCAUGCUCUGUUUGGAAUACGGCAACAGUCACUACAGACCCAUCGUGACCAGCUUCUAGCCCUGCUGGAAGAAACUAAAACCAGGCACAAAACCACCACCGCUCUCCUCAGUCAGAAAACCCUGGAGCUCGACACCGCUCAGAAAGAGAUGGACAGAGCCCAGAAGGAGGCGGAGACAGCGAGGCAGGAGGCGGAGGAGAGGGAGAGGAGGACAGAGCAGACGGAGAGGGAGAAAACAGAGGUAGAGUCUGAGUUGCUGUGUCUGAGACAGAAUCUGUGGAACCUGGAGGAGCUGCAGGCCCAGGGAGUGAGGGAGAGGGAGGAGGGCAGAAGGAGAGAGGAGGAGAUGGACAGAACCUCACAGAGGCUGGAGAAGGUGAUGGAGGAGUUCCAGAGACAGCUCCGAGACAAGGAGGAAGAGGUGGCGGAGGAGAGGGAGAAGUGGGAGGUGGAGAGGCAGGAGAAGGACGGGGAGGUGCAGGGGGUGAGACGCCUGCUGGAGGAGCAGCGGAGGGAGAGGGAGCAGGAGGUGAAAGCGCUCCUGGAGCAGCAGAUGCGGUCUGUGGAGGAGGCCACAGGGAGACUGAGAAGAUCUCACAGUGAGGACGUGCAGGAGCUGCAGGAGAAACACCAGGAGGAGGUGUCUGAGCUGAGCGGCCGUCUGGAGAAAGAGCUGUGUGAGCAGAGACACAGUCUGGAGGAGGAGCAGAAGAGACAGAUCAGCCUUAUCAAACAGGUGAACGAGAGAGAACACCAGAGGAUGCUGUUGGAGAUGAUGUCACAGCAGAGGGAGGAGCUUAGCCGUUUGAAGGCAGAGCUAUCAGGGGACCAGAAGGAGAGCAUGGAGACAGCCCACCAAGCAGAACUACUGCAGAUACAGAGCCAACAGGCUCUGGAGCUGGAGGCGCUACGUCUGAGCCUGACCAACCACCAAACGACCCAGCUAGAGCUCUCCCAGACCAACCUGCAGCGAGAGCGGGAGGCCUCUCUAAGCGAGCUCCAGGCUUCCCUCAGGGAGAAGUGGGCCCAGGAGAGGGCCGUGCUGCAGGCCAGACAGCAGUUAGAGGUGGAGAGGCUGAGAGCUGAGAGUGAGGAGAGGAUCCAGCGAGAGCAGCAGGAGUAUCACAGGAACAUGGAUGCUCUGAGGCAGGAGUGUGAGAGUCGUCUCUCCCAGGAGAGAGCGUCCAUGGAGGAGUGGCAGGCUGCAGAAAUAGUGGCCUUGAGGUCCCGGUGGCAGCAGGAGUCAGAGAAGGCCCAGUCAGAGCUCCAGACACAGCUGUCAGAGGCUCGGCUAUCACUCUCCUCUACCCAGGCAGCCUUCACCCAGACUGGGGCAGAUCUGUCCGAGGCCCGGGCUAGCCUGGAGGAGCUUCAGAGGCUGGAGGGGGAGCUGAGCCAGGCCUGGACCGACAGGGACGCUGCUGCCCGUGCAGUAGAGGAUCUGGUGUCCAGACAUCAAGUGGUGCUGCAGGAGAGAGAGGAGCAAACACGGCAGCUACAGCAGGAGGUGUGUCGUCUGCAUGGGGAGCAAGUGACUCUGAGACAGACUUGUGACCAGGAGGUCGCUCAGCUAGACAACAUGAGGACCAACCGCCAGGAACUGGGAGAGUUGAAGGAGCAGCUGCUAGCUCGUUCGUCGCGGGGGGAUGGCAUCGAGCGUCUGCAGGCGGGGUUUAACGAGCAGAGGCGGGAGAUCAAUGAGCAGAACGAGGUCGAGCUGGAGAACCUGAGGAGGUACUUUGAGCAGCGUCUGCGAGUAGCAGAGGAGAGCUACCGGGAGGAGAUAGCCCUGCUGCAGCUGAGACUGGUGGAGGGAGCCCUGGAGGACUCUGUACUCAAGACCCAGGAUGCUAGUUUCCUGUCUGAAGGGAGAGGGGAGGAGGAGAGGAACGAUGUUCUGGCUGAGAUCACACUGAAACUGGAGAAACACCAGGAGGUGUUUGACCAGCUGCGUGUCCAGUUGGAGGAGAGACACACUAAGGAACUGUCUAACCUACGGUCCUCUCUGGCCCUGUCCUACAGAGAGGAGCUGCUACAGGUGCGUUUGGACCUGUCUGAUCGUUACUAUGGCGACCUGCAGGAGCUGAAGACUCGCCACGCCCUCGAGAUGGAACAACUCCGCACUAAACUGUCAGACAGCCAUGUCAGAGAGCUGACGAGAGUGCGUCUGGAGGCUGCCAGACAGGUGGAGGUGGAGGUGGAGCAUAGGAUGUGGUGUCACUCUGAGGAGCUGCAGACCAGAACGACCAUGAUCCAGAACCUGGAGACACAAUUGGCUGCCGUGGCAGACACACACAACAUGGGGCUACGCUCACGCACUAUGAAGCUGAAGCAGAGCUUUGCUGAGGAGCUGGGUGUGAAACUAGCAGAGGAACGUGUGAUGGAGGAGAUGACCCUGAGGAGAGCGGAGGAGGUGCAGAGGCUCAGACAGGAGCUCCAGGAGGAGGGGGAGGCACGGGUCUCUGCCCUGAGAGAGGAGCUGGAGAGAGGGAUGGCAGCGGAAAGGAAAGCUCUGGAGAAAGGGAUUGAGGAGGCGAGAGCAGCGCUCAGGAGUCUACAAGCCUCACUGGACAACAACCAGAACCCCCAGGUGGUGGCAGUGAGACAGAGACUAGAGGCCCAGUACGAAGCUGAGCUGACCAGGGCCAAGUCCACCGUGGCUGCUGAGGUCAAGGAGCUGACUGCUCUGCUUCAGGAGCAGGGAGACCAGAGGCUGUGCCAAGCCCAGGACAGGUUCCAGGAGGAGAGGGAGGAGUUGGAGCAGCGUCUGGCCCAGCAGGGUGAGGUUUCUCUGGGGGAGCUGAGGGAGGAACACCUGGCCACCAUGGAACUCCUGAAAACCACGCUACUGACCAACCACACGAAGGACAUGGACACACUACGAACCAAUCACAAAGUAGAACUGGAGUCCUUGUUGGCCAAUCACAAGGCUGAGCUCAAAGCAAUGGCAAUGGAGAUCGCAACAAAACACAAGGAGGAGCUUGUUGUCUUGGAAACUAGCCUUGAAUCAAAACGCAAGGCAGAGCUCGAUCGCCUGGAGGCAGUCCUACAGGAAACCAAUGAGGCUCAGCUAGAGGCACAGGAGGCAGAGUUAGAACACCGGCAUCAGGAAGAGAGGGAAGAGCUGGAGAAGAGGAUGCUGGGUAAUAUGGACACACUGGAGACCACGUACCUGAGGGAGAUCCAGACUCUACGCUAUCAGAAGUCACAGCUUGAGGCGGAGCAUAUGCGGGAAGUGGAGUGUGAUGGGUUGGAGCAGCAGUCUGUCAGGGAGGAGCUGAGGAAGAAGCUGGCUCAGCUUCACAUGGAGAAGUUUAGCGCCAUGGCAAAAGAGCUCAGCCACACCCACCAGAAUGAGUUGACAAUCCAGAGAGAGGCCUUAGAAGCUGAACACCACACGGCUCUGGAGGCCCUCAGGAAAAAGGUCUUGGAGUUGGCGCAACAGCACUGCACCGCCUUAGAGGGGCUCACACGCACCUACACCUCAGAGACACAGCAACUCAACACACAGCACCAGCAGCAGCUUCAGGAGCUAAAGAGUGCGUCUGUGAGAGAGCUACAGGCGUGUCGCCGGGAGCUGGAGGAGUCGUUGUCACGGCAACGGCUGCACUUCCUGGAGGUUGAGCUUCUGAAGGCCCAAGCAGAGGAGAGACUUCAGCACAAGAUCAGCCGACUGAAGGCGGAGUUUGAGAAGCAGAAGGAGGCGGAGCUAUCAGAACAGAGGCAGAGCUUCGGUGCUGAACACGAGCAGAAAGAACAAAGCUACACCGACAAGAUGAGCCAGCUCACUGCACAACUGCUACAGCUGGACACUGUGGUGUCACAGCUGCGAGCGGAGGUGGGUAAUCUACAGGGGGAGUUGGAGGGGAAGAGGUCAGAGAUGGAGACCCUGGAUACACUCCUCCAACGGCGAGAACGAGAGAGUCAGGAGGGAGGCAACCUCCUCAACAUGCUUACUGAGGACCUACACACUGCCAAGGAGGAGAGGCACACUCUCCAGUCAGCCAAUGAGAGACUGAGGAAGGUUCUGAUUGAGGUGGUUCUGAGCACCAUGGCAAUGGAGGAGCUAAUUGGCUGCCGGGUCAAAGCCUGUGUCGGGGUCAGAGGUCAUGAUCAGGGUGAGAGGCCAGGAGAGGAAACAACCAAUCAAGUGGCAGCAGACAUGUCGACAGGCGCUCUAGAUCUCUCUCAGCGUGUGUGUGAGAGCCUUCUACUGGCAGAGUCCCAAAAAAACUCUGGAGGAGAGGAAGCAGCCCUGGGAGAGGAAGCAGCCCUGGGAGCCUGCAGCCAACUACGCCACUCUGUGGACACACUCCUGGAGCUCCUCACACGCGCUUGCACACAGUUGGAGGAGUCUUGUUCUGUCCAUCUGUCUCUGGAGGAGAGAUUUUCCCAGGGCCGUUCAGACUCCUCCCAGAUGCUGCUCCAACACCAGCUCGUGCUGGAUCAGCUGGACCAGGAAGUGGGACUCAAGAGCAAGCUCCAGCUGGAGCUCCACAAGGCCGAAGGUCUGUUGGAGGGCUAUGUGGCUGAGAAGGCAACUCUGGAAGGAUCUCUACAACAAAAGGAGGCUCAGGAAGAACGGCUUGUAGAUGAGCUGGAGGGCCUCCGGGCGCAGCUGCACCAGAUGGAUGGCCUCACGGUGGAGCUGGAGGGCCUCAGGGUGCAGCUGCAUCAGAAGGAAGGCCUCACCUCUGAGCUAGAGGACCUCAGGGUGCAGUUGCAGGAGCUAAGCGAGGAGCACAGUCUCCUCCAGCGCCAGAAGGUCCAUCUCACCGCCGGACUGGGAGAGAGAGAAAAGGGGUCCUGUCCAGAGUAUAGAGGGGGACACGCGUUUGUUGCUCAGUUUCCUGUCUGUGUUUGUGCGUCUAAAGGCCUCCUCGUUGAGGCAGAUCGUCUGGCCCAGGAGAGGCUGUGUGUGCAGCGGCAGGCAGAGAAAGACCGCAGCUCACUGUCUCUGCGCCUCAGGGCUCUGGAGACCGAGCUAGAGGAACAGGAGAACCAGGGCCUCACGGCGGAGCAGCAGCACAGGGCUCAAUCAGAGGACCUCCAGCAGCGUGUCCAGGCCCUCGAGAAACAGCUCAAACACAACAGGCAGUUUAUAGACGAGCAGGCAGUGGAGCGGGAGCAUGAGAGAGAUGAGUUCCAACAGGAGAUCAGAAGUCUGGAGGCUCAGCUCAGACAGCCAGCCAGACACACUGCCGGGGCCAGCAAGGGCCAGCGGAUUGAGGACUUGGUUCUGCAGGUGGAGAGCCUUCAAGCCCUCAUCAGGGACAAGACAGAAGACCACACCUCCCUGCUGGCAGCCAAUCAACAGGUCCAGCUCGAGGUUGCUGAGCGCAAUGAGGAGAUUGACAAGCUGGCUGGGCGAAUUCGGGAGCUGGAACAGGCGUUGCUAAGCAGCUCCGAGAGCAGCAGAGCUGUCAGUCGACUGGAGCAGGAGCUGCGCAGAACUCGGCAGAGAGAAGAGGAGCUCACACAGGAUAAGGAGUCAUUGCAGCAGCAGCAGUUGUCAAAUCGUCUCCAGAUUUCAGCGCUGCAGUCUAAACUGGACGAGACCAACAAUGCUAGCACCCCCAACCCCAUCCAGCUUCUCCGAGACGCGUUGGACACCGCACAGCAAGACCUGCAGAACAAGGAGCAACAGGUGUGUGUGUUGGUUGGUCAAAUGGAGGAGACUCAGAGAGACCUGACCAUAAAAGAGGCGGAGUUAAAACAUCUCACUCUCCAGCUGGAGCUCCUGACCAAUCAGAACACGGAUACCAUCACCCAGCUUCACGACCAAGUCGCUUCUCUCAAAGAGACAGUUUCAGCCCUUACCUUUCGCCUGGAGGAGAGAGAGAUUGGAGAGGAGGAGAGUCUCCCAUCUGCUCUGUUAGAGGAGAAGAAUGACGAGAUAGACCACCUGACCCAGGAGAUACACAAGCUAGAACUGGAGCUGGAGACAGCCAGGGACAUCACGGCCUUCCAGACAGAACUUGAAGACCUCCGCUCCCAGGUGGAGCACCUCCGCUGUGACAUCAUCAGGGUGCGUCAGGACAAGCAGGAAGAGGAGGAGCGGUUUCAUGAGGUCAUCAGCACGCUACAGGCGGAGCUAAACACCCUUGGCCCCGCCUACCACGAGGUCAGCGGCCUAUCACAAGAGGGCGACAGUGUUAACCCUUCAUCUGCUCCCAGCCCGGAACCUGCCAACUACCCCCAACCAGAGAGAGGAGGAGGAGAGGGCGACAGUCUUAAGCAGGAGAUGAGUCUCCUCCACUCCUCAUCUUCUCGUUCUCGUGUGGAGGCCAUGCAGGGGCAGCUGGAGGUGACUGUGGGAGAGAAGGAGGCGAUGGAGAGACUGCUGCUCUCUCAGGAGGAAGAGUACAGAGGACAGGGGGAGGAGAUGGGGAAGAGGCUCAGGGAAGAGAGGGAGAGGGGGGAAGAGGUAAAGAGAGAACUCCAUCUAAAAGAGGCUGAGCUUGAAGAGGUGAGAGCCAGGAAAGAAGGGCUGGAGGAGGAGAGGGAUGCAGCUGUGGAGGAGAGCGGUCACUGGCAGGCUCUUGCCCAGGAGACGAACUCCCUGCGAGGGGAGAAAACUCGGCUAGACUCCCUGGUCCUGGAGCUAAAAUCAAGGGUUGAAGAGCGGGAGAAAGAGACAGAAGCCCUUCUACAGACCUUGGUGGCUGUCGAGACAGCGAAGGCUGAACUUUCGUCAGAACGCGAGGCCCUGCGGAAGAAGGAGUGCAGACUCCAAGAGGAAAUAGAACGCCUCCAGCAGGAAGUGACCUCUCAGAGGGCCUGCCUCCAGGAAGUCAGCCGUCAACUAGAGGAGAGGCGAGCCAACCAGGAGGAGGCUCAGAAGGAAGUGCUGACAUGUGCUGAGGAAACUCUGGCGAAGGCUGACGCUGCCCUGAGACAGAGGGAGGAGGAGCUACAGAGACUAGGGGCGGAGCAUCAAGCCCUGGAGGCAGAGUUAGCAGCUGUGAAGGAGGGUCUUUGCUCCAGCACAGAGAGAGCUGAGAAACUACUGGAGGAGGGACAGACCAAGGACCGGGCCCUGGUUGACCUGGAAACCAAUAACCACGAUCUGAAAGCGGAACUCCGGGGCCUACAGGAAGACCUGGCCGUGCAGGAAGAGGAGCUGGCCUAUCAGCAACGAGAACUGCUGCAGCUCAGACAGACCUGCAACCCGCACAGCAGACAGACACACUCAUUGAAGGACGUCACACCCAGAGGAUUCCAGGACGGUGUGUCUCCCAACGAGUCCCUGAGUUCUCCCGAGGUUCUCCGUCGACUGGACUGUUCUGAUGAGAGAACCAGAGAGGACAGGUUCCACCCCUCUGUUCUCCACGGUUCUAGACUGUCUGACCUCAGUGCUUUAAACAGCACAGGCCUGGGGCUCCAGGCUAAAGCCUCCCCCCGGGUAAGGAAAGACCAGUCCUGCCCAGGGACAAUCAGCCCAGAGCUGGGCACACACAGCACCCACUCCCCUGGGUCCAUCUCUGCCUCGGACAACCUCUCCAUGUUGGACUCAAUGGACGCUGACAAGGUGCAUGAGCUGGAAGCCCUGGACCUGACGGCCCCUCCCUCAUCUCUUGGCUCCGCCUCUCCUCUGUCUGCAACAGCGUGGGCCAGUGAUGGAUAUGGCAGCAAUGUCAGUUCAGAGCUCGGUGUAAGACUCAAGGUAGAGUUGGAGCAGACAGAGAGGCUGGACGCACAGUUCUUGGAGUACCUGCGUUGUCGAGGCAUGAACCCCGCAACCAACACACACACAGGCAGCGCCGCCGGGAGUAUGAGCUACAACGACGAGCUGUUGUCUCCUGAACUACAAGGUCUGUUGAAGAGAGUGUACCAGGAGAGCUGCAGGGUUCUCGCCCUCUCCCAGCGUAACGCCCCCUCUAACCACCUCUCAUUGGACCAGACGAUCUAUCAGUUAGACUCUAAAGCUCCUCCAAUGUGUUGGGAGCAGGAGAAGAGGGCGUUACAGGAAACUGUCAUCGCUCUGAGAGAACUGCUCUGUCGGAUGGCACAAAGACCGGAGAACUCGGUGGAUGCUGGUUGGAGCAGAGGGCUGCAGGCUGCAGUAAGGGGUGUGUUUGACUGUGAGAGGGCAGGGCUUCGCUCUGAGCUGCAGGCCUUUCUCUCCUCCCACCCUGAGAUAGACUCCAUCCACCUCCUCCGUCAGCUGGAAACACUGCUACAGAGACAGGAGCAGCAGCAGGGUCUGCAGCUGCAGCACUCCCAGGGGGAGGAGUCAUCUAAAGGGGAGGUGUUAUCCAGGCUGAGGGUGGAACUAGAGGAGAGCAGAGAGCGACUUAACUCCUCCCACAGCACCCAGCAGGAACUACAAAACGAGAUCUGCAAACUCAGGCUGUGUAUAGAGGACUGUGAGGAGGCUGUAAGGAGGGAGGAGACCAGAGUCCAGGAGCUACAGCAGGAGCUGGACCAGGAGAGAACUCUCACAAACCUCCGGGAGAAGGAAGAGGAGCAGCAGAGAUCAGAGGUCGUGUCCCUGAGGGGUCUGCUGGACCAGGAGAGGACGACCUCUAGUAACCUCCGACAGGAACUCCAGAUAGAACUCUCCCGCGGCCACCUCCUCCAAUCACAGCUCGACACACGGCUAGCCGAUGCCCACAAGGAGCUGGAGGAGGAGUGUGCCCGUUCCGCCCGGCAACUCGACACUUUCCAGUCACAGGAAAAGAGUCGGCUGGAACACUUCCUGAAAGAGGCUGAGUCCCACCUAGCCGACGCCCACAUGAAGAAACUGGAGGAGGAAUGCAAGCGGUCUGCCCGGCGUCUCGAUGACAUCACACGCAGACAAGAAGCGGACGCGUCCCGAGACAGGAAGUUCAUCUCGGAGCUCCGCUCUCAACUGGAGCAGGAGAGGAGGCAGGGGGAGGAGCUAGCCACCGUGACAGAUGGACUGAGGGCGGAACUUCUGCAGAACCGGAGGAGAGUAGAGGAGGAAGAGAGGAAGAGGAGAGAGGAGGCACAGAGAGAUCAGGAUGCUGCAGCCCGCCUCCGAGUUACUAUGAAGACACUCAAGGAGCAGAAGCAGGAGGCUAGUCGAGCAUUGGAGACUGAGAGAGAGCGUUCUGGUCGCUUAGGGGCGGAGCGCAAUGUGCUGAGGGAGAGGCUUCGAUCGGUCAAUGACGAGGAGCGGGAGGAACAGAGGGAGAGGAAGGAGAGACAGGAGCAGACAGUGAGAGAGAGGCGACACGAGAGAACCAGCAACAAACUGCAGUGUGAAUUGGAGUUAUUGCGGCAGCAGGACCAGCAGAGGAUGAGACAUCUCCAGCAGACUCUGGCUGAGCUAGAGAGGGAGGAGAGAGAGAUGGCCACAGAGAGACUGUCCAACCGACACCAGUACAACUCCAGCCCACUCCAACCCAAGAAUAACACCUCGACUGGACCAGACCAGACCAGCACAGCCCUAUACAAUCACCAGUCUUCGUCUUCUUCCUCGGUGCUGGGGGAGAGGUUGUUGAGGGAGAACUCUGACCUGUCGGCCCGCGUGAAAGAGCUAAGUCAGGAGACGGUUAACCUGAAACACACCCUGUCCUGUCUGGAACGACAGCUACAACAGGCAGAGACUGAGAACCGGCCCAGCACUGACCUCAGCAACAGCAAGCGACUGUAUGAGCGCUAUCUACGGGCUGAGAGCUUUAGGAAAUCUCUGGUCUACCAGAAGCGCUACCUUCUGCUCCUGCUGGGGGGCUUUCAGGACUGUGAACAGGCAACUCUCUGUCUUAUCGCUCGGAUGGGGGCGCACCCCUCACCCCCCCACGCCCACACACACUCUCCCCUCUCACGCUUCAGAGCUGCAGUACGAGCUUUCAUCGCCAUCUCACGACUGAAGUUCCUGACCAGGAAGUGGCAGAGAGUCAUCAGGAGAGGAGUUACAACAACUGUCACUGUCAACGGACACAGCACAGCUUCCAGGACAGAGGUUUUGAGGCAGCAGCAGCCACUGGCCAAUCACAACUCCUCUCCACCUACUAGAGACAGCAGCCCCACCCGUAAGGGUGUGGUUUCACCAAUGAAAUCACCCUUCAGGCUGCAAAACCGAGUGUAUUCCAACCCGGUCCUGUCCUCUGAGUGUGCUCCGUCCAGUGUUCUGUCCCAGGAUGCCGAGCAGUCUCUGACAGACUACAUCCACCACCUGGAGAACGUACAGCAACUCCUGGGGGCUGCACGUCCAGACUCUCCAUCUCUUCUCUCCUACCACAAGAAGUCUGACUGCUGAAGGAAGGAAUGAAGCAAUGUAUGAAUGCCUCCUUUCAAUGCAACAUAUUUAUGAUCCAUCUGUGUUCAAAUAUACAAGGGAAUUGUAUUUGUCUAAUAUCUGAUUUAGAAAGUUAAGACACUUUUUUUUUUUUUUUAAGACAAAUGUAUUUUUUUACGAUGACUUUUUUCCACAGAUAUUUCUGUCGGCCUCCGAGUAAAUCCUAAGCGGUCUUCUCACCCGAAUGCAUGUGUUUUUGAAAGUAUUAGAUCGAUAUUUUUCUACCCGACCUUUAUUCAAGUUUGUAUCUCUGAUUCUGUAUAUAUGUUCGCUGUUAAUAUUUCAUGUGGAUAAAUGUGUUAAGUUUCAGACUGGAAUUCUGAGCUAGAUCAAAGCUGGUGAACAUGUUUUGUCAAUGAUUUUAAUUACAUUUUAUAUAGAUCACCAUUUCUACAAAAUCAAUAAAUAUUUGAAUUGUGUGAUUACCUGC